CACAGAGAGAGACAGAGAGAGAGAGACACACACACAGAGAGAGAGAGAGAGAGAGAGCAUCAUCGUCAUCAUCAUCCAGCGGAGGACAAAGACACAGAAAUGGGUCACAGGAGCGGCUGAAUCGCGCACGGAUCUCAUGGGGAUGAACGUUCUGUCUGCUGGAGAUACAGAGAGAGUGUGUUUGUACCGUGAACCCAAUCGAAUGGAGAUCAGCGUUCACACACCACACAUCGGACUGUAAGGAAUAUUCACUUUUCUCCAUCAUCACCUCUUCUCUCCCGCGACUCAUGUGGGCCUCCGUCCUGCUCACGUGCGUCCUGCUACACACCUGCAGCGGCGCGUCAGACACCGAUAAAGAGACGUGCUACUCCAGACAACAUCGAGAUGUCAUCGUUGAUGUGCGUUUUGCGCUGGCCAAUAAUGGGACCAUUAUGAGCCCUCGAGAGAAGCCAUCAGAGAAAGACUGUAUCCUGUCAUGCUGUUCAGAAGACGUGACCCCAGGUGUGAAAUGUAACCUGGUUGUGUAUAAGCCUCCAGAGGACUCUAGCGGUGAGAACUGCAUCUUCUUUCACUGUCCCAGCGAGCAGGACUGUCCUCUCAUGGUGGCUAAAGCUGGAAUCAACACCUACAACAUUUUCAAGGGUUUGACUCAUCCAGCAACUAAAGUAAAUGGCAGAACAACAGCCAAACUAACAACAACCACGACAACACCAACACCAACAACAACCACAACAACACCUACAACAACAACAACGAUAACAACAACAACAACAUCAACAACAAAACCAACAACAACCACAACACCACCACCAACGACACAAACAACGACCACAACGACAACAACAACCCUGACAACACCAGCAACAACAAAUACCACAAACACCCCAGAAAGCACUGAAGGAACAUUCACUGAGUCAGCCAUUAUUUUGGUAACCAUGGCGAUGACCCCACCCACUACCACAACAACAACAACUACCACUCAGUCCACCACUACGACCACCACAACACCUUCUACAACAAAAAGAAGCACAAGCACCACCAGCACGAAGGCCCCACGCGCCCCUCAGCAUCCUCCUGUCAAAACCAACAGACCCAAAAAACCCAGCAAGCCUUUGAGGGGACCAGAACCACAUGUGGUUAAACCCGUCAAAGUGACAAAAAUGCCUACAACACAACCGAUCACCACGACUACCACACAGAAACCGACAACUACAACUACCACGACAACGGUACCCACGACGACCACGACGACAGCACCUGCUGCCACUGAACGCACAACUGCAGUGGUGCUUGAAAUUGAGAAUGAUUCCAAGGAAAGAUCUCUGGAUCGGGAUUCUCUGGUGCCUCCUGUGCUCGGCUCUGCUCCAGGGAAGCCCAAAGUCUCUCGGAUGAUGUGGAAGAACAGUCUGGUGGCUAUCGUGGUGAUCACUUUGGUCUUCCUCGUUCUCAUUCUGGCUUUGGUGGCUCGUAAAGCGAUGGAGUCCUUCGACAGACGCCACUAUACGAGACUGGAACUCAACGACCUUCAUUAUGAAAUAUAAAAAUCAAGACACGGACCAAGAGACAAUCCAAUCAGUUCUUCUUUAGGGAAACACGUUUUCCUGCUAACUUAUGGAGGAAAGCGCUGUAUUUUAACAUCCUGUGUGUUUGAAUUCUACAGUCAGACACUGAACAAGUAAAUGUUUGGACGGGGAGAGAAUAAAGGUGAAAAAUGAUGAAAAAUAAAAAGCAAUACAUUGAACUCAGGAAGCAGCAAAUUCUGGAAUUAAAGGGUGAAAUAUUCAUUGUAAGAUGUUUCUUUGGCCUCAUAUAUGGUUGCUGAUAUUUUCAUGAAACAAAACCAGAAGUGUUUCCCAAUAUCAAGGACUGCAAGAAAUGUCUUUUAGUGUGUGCAGUAUGAAAGAGGACUUCAUUUAAAUUCUGUUGUGUUGUAAGAGCCACUUCACAUCUCAUUCAGCACUGUAAAUAAGUGCAGUUGCCAUCGUCCAUUGACUGUAAUUCAGUGUGCACCGCUGAUAUUGUGGCUGUUUAUUUUAUUGUGUUUUACUCUUCAGUCUUCACAGCUUUUGCACAAUCCAGAGCUUGCUCACUAAUGGAUGCAAUUCUUAUUGUUUAUUUUAAAAGGCACUGUAUGAUUUUAAAUGACUGAUCUUUUCUUAUGCAUUUCACAAUUUCAGACUUGUAAUUGUAUGAGUGGCGUUGGGUGUACAUGAACAUUUGUAAUUCACGGCAGAAAAUUGCAAGAUUAUAUUCAUGCUGCCAGUUUUUUUCCUCACAUGGGUGUGUGUUAAUUGUUGACCACGUGAUAGCAUCAGAACAUUGAUCAGCAGCAUGCAACACAUUACACCAAUCUAAAAUAUUCAUUCAGUUACUUUUUCUCUUGAACUGCUUCGGUAUUUUCUUGUAUCUAUAAGUUGUUGGUAAGUUUUGAGCUGUGGCUUUUACAGACAAUUUGAGAUUCGUGUGAUUUUUUUUGUCUUGCAAGAAAUAAAA
This is a messenger RNA of Myxocyprinus asiaticus (Chinese sucker), 2493 nucleotides long. RefSeq names its product MANSC domain containing 1 (gene mansc1). The coding region runs from base 288 to 1541 and encodes 417 amino acids. The transcript has 5 exons. The record is from RefSeq and is a predicted model, not a curated record. NCBI's taxonomy places the organism in Eukaryota, Metazoa, Chordata, Actinopteri, Cypriniformes, Catostomidae.